Gambusia affinis (western mosquitofish) is the source of this 4894-nucleotide messenger RNA. Its product is annotated as cadherin-20-like. Gene Ontology annotation, molecular function: calcium ion binding; cadherin binding. The coding region runs from base 270 to 2669 and encodes 799 amino acids. Lineage: Eukaryota; Metazoa; Chordata; Actinopteri; Cyprinodontiformes; Poeciliidae. The transcript has 12 exons. Gene Ontology annotation, biological process: calcium-dependent cell-cell adhesion; homophilic cell-cell adhesion; cell-cell junction assembly. The record is from RefSeq and is a predicted model, not a curated record. Gene Ontology annotation, cellular component: plasma membrane; adherens junction; catenin complex.
GAGGGAGAAGGGUCUGCCUUUUCACCUGAAGAUUACUUUGUCUCACACUUCGCUCACCCAGAGCGCUGCAGAGAGGCAAGCCGAUCGGACUUCUCUUACAGAAACCGCCGCCAUCGGAGUCCCGACUGGGGAGAAAAAAAGUGCAACGAGAGGAGAAGAAGAAGUAGUUCUGGGUUUCCUCUUCAGAGAAAGUCUGCUGCGGGAAUCAGAAAAUAAGAGGAAAUAACACGUGAACAGCACAAGUCUGUUCAGCAUCGCUGCAUUUCACAAUGGGGGUCCAAGUGCAUCUUCCAGCCACUGUGGGCAGCUUUUUGCUCCCUGUGACCCUUUGCAUUUUGACCCUUCUGCCUCAAGGCAUCCUGGGUAAAUCAGGAGACGAGGAAAAUACCAGAAGCUCUGCGCUGCUGCAGAGGGUGAAAAGAGGAUGGGUGUGGAAUCAAUUUUUCGUCUUGGAGGAGUACACCGGACUGGAGCCACUUUACAUUGGAAAGCUCCACUCAGACAUGGACAAAGGUGACGGCUCCAUCAAGUACAUUCUGACGGGUGAGGGGGCGGGUACCACCUUCACCAUCGACGAUAGCACCGGGGACAUCCACGCCAUCCAGAGGUUAGACAGGGAAGUGAAGUCGCAGUACGUUCUCCGUGCCCAGGCCCGAAACCGCCUCACAGACCGACCUCUGGAGCCUGAAUCUGAGUUCAUCGUCAAGAUCCAGGACAUCAAUGACAACGAGCCAAAGUUCCUGGAUGGUCCCUACCAGGCCACCGUUCCAGAAAUGUCCAGAAUAGGAACGUCUGUGAUCCAGCUCACUGCCACAGACGCCGACGACCCCACGUAUGGAAACAGCGCUCGUGUCGUCUACAGUAUUCUGGAGGGGCAGCCAUACUUCUCUGUGGACGCAAAAACUGGUGUGGUCCGGGUGUCCUUAGCGGACAUGGAUCGAGAGACCAGGGAGAACUACACCAUCCUGAUCCAGGCUAAAGACAUGGGCGGACAGCUGGGGGGGCUGGCGGGGACCACCACCGUCAACAUCACGCUGAGCGACGUCAACGACAACCCACCUGUGUUUGACCAGCGGUUGUAUCAGAUGAGCGUGCCGGAGUCGGCCCCCGUGGGCUCGGUGGUGGGCCGGAUCUGGGCUAAGGACAGGGACAUUGGGGUCAACGCUGAGAUGAAAUACAGCAUCAUCGACGGAGACGGGAGGGACACGUUUGACAUCAGCACGGACGCCACCAACCUCUUUGGCAUCAUCACCGUAAAAAAGCCUUUAGACUUUGAGAACAAGCCAAGCUACACCCUGAAGGUGGAGGGAGCCAACACCCACCUGGACCCGACCUUGCGGCACCGCGGCCCCUUCAAGGACGUCACCAUCGUUCACGUGAGCGUGGAGGACGUGGACGAGCCCCCGCUGUUCGGCUCGCCGUCGUACUACAUCCAGCUUCUGGAAGACGCCGAGGUCGGGACAGUGGUGAAGACGGUGUCGGCGCGAGAUCCUGACGCUGCAAACAAUACAGUGAGGUACUCCAUUGACAGGAGCAGCGACCCCGAAAAAUUCUUCUACAUUGAAAUCACUUCCGGGGCGCUGAUGACGGUGCGUUCGCUGGACAGAGAGGAGGUGGGAUGGCACAACAUCACAGUCCUGGCCAUGGAGAUGAAUAACCCCACGCAGAUCGCCAGCGUGUCUGUGGCUGUGAGGGUGCUGGACGUCAACGACAAUCCACCGUCACUGUCGCAUUACUUGGAGACGUUUGUGUGUGAAAACGCCAAAGCAGGACAGCUGAUCCAGACCGUGACGGCGGUGGAUCCAGACGAACCUCUGGGGGGCCAACGCUUCUACUACAGCCUGGCUCCGGAGGCCGCCAACAACCCCAACUUCACGCUGAGAGACAACCAAGACAACACAGCGUGGAUCCUGACGCGCCGCGGCGGCUGGUCCCAGCAGGACCAGACCGUCUUCUACCUGCCCAUCUUCGUGUCCGAUGGCGAGCAGCCAAUGCAGACCAGCACCAGUACUUUAACCAUCCGGGUGUGCAGCUGCGACCAGGAGGGAAACGUCAUGUCGUGCAAUGCCGAGGCCUACAGCCUGCCUGCCAGCCUCAGCAAAGGAGCGCUCAUUGCUAUUCUGGCCUGCAUCUUUGUCCUGCUGGUGAUGAUUCUCCUCAUGCUUUCCCUGCGGACACAUCGUAAAAAGCCCUACCUCUGCGACGAGGAGGAAAACGUGCACGAGAACAUUGUACGCUACGACGACGAAGGCGGCGGUGAGGAGGACACCGAGGCCUUCGACAUCGCCGCCAUGUGGAACCCCAGGGAAGUGCACCACCCACUAGGCAAGAUACGGCAGGACAUGAUGCCGGAGAUCGAGAGCCUGUCGCGCUACGUCCCUCAGCCGUGCGUGAUUGGCGUGGGCAGUGGCGAGGACAGCAACGUCCACGGUUAUGUGCUGGCGAAGCUCCUGGAGGCCGACCUGGACCCCUGCGCACCGCCGUACGACUCCCUGCAGACAUACGCUUACGAAGGCGAAGGCUCGGUGGCCGAGUCGCUCAGCUCACUGCAGUCGGGAACAUCGAACGCCGACCAUGAGUACGACUACCUGAAUGACUGGGGGCCACGCUUUAAAAAACUGGCAGAGAUGUACGGAGUGCUGGAGACAAACACGCCUCCCAUGUGGUAGAAGGAGAAGAAAGGCAAAACACAAAUGAGAAGACAAAGCUGGGACGCCGGUAUUCUACAUCCGAAGGCUGGAUUAGCAGCAGCCUUGAAGGCCUUCACGCCUGCAGAGGCAUUCUGAGCUGGGUUCAAAUCUUCUUCAAAGAUGGGCUGAAUUUUGGGGCCUCAUGGGGCCCGGUAGAGGAACAGCUUCAAAGCACAUGUUAACCCCAUCCUCGGGUCUGAAACACCUAGAGACGGAGCCCCUUUGGUUCAAAGUGUUUGAGCUGGAGAUGAAAACUCCCUGCACCACAGAGAUGUUUUCUUCUGACAGAAAGUCAGUGUUUUGAUGUGUUUUUGGUCCUAAUUUACUCCUUUGUUUCAACUUUUGUAUUUAUGUUUUAAUUUAUUUGGGUUCUUCAACUAGCACUGUGCGUAAACUUAAAAAACAUCACAUAUGUUGUGACAGUAGACACCUUUGGUUUGCUAGGAAGGAGCUUUCAAUGCUUCUAAAAGUCCCACCAUUGGUAUAAAUUACCCUUUGAUAUAAAUUACUGGGUUGGACAUUGCAUCACUAUCGUGUCAGUGAUAUUUAUAUCCACUGAGUUGCAAAUAUCGGUUGGGAAAAUGACACGAUCACACAAAGAAUUUUUAAAAAGAACACUAUGUUUUGAUAGGAAGUAGGUCAGUUAUUCUAGCUUGACUUUAACCGCAACAUUCCAAUGUGUUUCGGUUCAACUAUCGUUAAAAUAAGGCAAGCCACGCACCAUUCUGACAGAUCAUCAGUAGAGCAGCUGUGAAACAAUGAAAACAAAUGCUUUUGAGUUGUUUAUCAGUGUUAUCUGCACUGGUGCACUGCAGUUGCUGUAAUUUCUAAAAGUUCAAUGAACAACAGAAGCUGAACUAAAUGCCUUGUUUGUUUGCAGAAUGUCGCAAUAUUCAUAACAAUUAUCAAAAUGGAUUAAAUAUUUCGUAAAGUAUAGCAGCAAUUAUGUAAAAUUAAACUAUUGUCCAAGAUAAAGGAGAAAUUUGUUUAUUCAGUCAAGAUGCAGGAGAGGACUAGAGAAAAACCAAACUAAAUCCAAAUGUACAUCUAGGGAUAAUACAUACUGAACAUAGUAAUACAUUUUCAUAAAAAUCAGAUAAGAAAUAAGGCCGUUUCAAUUUCAAAUGUGGGCUAAACUUCCUCAAUGUUCUGCUAAUGUCAAAAAACCCACAAUUUUGCAACUGCGGUGUUUCCAUUAAAUACGAAUUCAAUUAACACAAUUAAAAUCACACAUGACUAAGUUUGUUCACAGGAGAAGUCCUGAAAAAUUAUGCCAUGCCAUCAUCAUCCUCCUACUACUUCUUUGUUGUUUCUUUCUGGCAGUAGUAACAUCCAGUUGUUGAUCAUGUGAUUCCUGUGAUGCGGAAAAAAAAGUGCUUCCAUUGCAGUUUUGCAAAAUAAACUAAUUUCUAUACAGCCAAAAAAAUUCACUUGAUGUUGGCGCAAAAACAUUUUAAUAAAAAAAAAAAAAAAAGUUCUCUUUUUUCCGUAAUUGUCAUGUUUCCAUUAAGCAAAUUCAUGGAAACGCAGCUGGUACGGCUUGUGGACAUGACUGCAGAGAAAUGGCAACGCUACCUAUACCGGCUAAUAAGUGAUGUCCAAUCCAGUGAUAUACAUCAAUGGUAACGCUGUAUUCUCAUAUGGGUCUUUGAUGUGUUUAUUGUGAUAUUGUCUGUUAUUUUUCACCCUUUUGUAUUAAUUCCCAGUUUUCUUGAAAGCAUAAAGAUGUUGCCAUGAGGCAGGGUGGAGGUUUAUCUCAACAGAAAUCUGAACGAGCACACGACCAAGUCGCCUUUCGUUUCCGAUCCCACCGCCGUGCCAAACGGAGUCCGACAGCAGAGAGGCUCCAACCGUCACGUUGCUUUUCUCUGGUGGAACCCUCCAACCGAUUGGGCUGCAGGGACACUUAUCAACCUGCAAUAAGUGCCAAAUGUAUAAAGAAUAAAAAAGACUUUUAAGAAGAAAAAAAAAAAGAAUCCAAGAGACGGAAAAACCAAAAUAUGAAAUAAGGAUUUUAGAAACUGAGAAAGAUGUAAAAAGUGCUUUUUCAUUAUUGAAUUGGGCAGAUUUACUUGAAUUCAAUAUGGUGAGUCAUACUACACUGAGUGGUAUGUGAAUGUAGAUAUUUUUUGUAUUCUUGUUAAUAAAAGCUUUUUAAAAAAAUGUUUGUUGUUGAACGAUAAUUAAGCCAAAGUUUAGAGUGA